AUGGUGAGGUGUAUAUUGAUUACGUUCAGUCUUGUUGGCGACGAGGAUACACCCGCUGACGGCGAACCUGCAGAGUCUUCGGAAGACAGCGUGAGGGCGGAGAUUUUCGAUACACUGACGGAGUUGUACCUUUUCUUCCCGGACGCCGAUCUUUCGCACAGGGAGGUUAACCGUCUGCUACACAUUUUCCGCAAUCCGCGCUUCAACCUACGGGCCCUCAGACGAUGGCGCAACUGGGUGGACGUGCGACGCUGGGGCAUGGCGCGAGCUCCCGCCGACAUGGUCUCUUCGAAAACGGAGGAAAUAGUGGUGCGGGGCCCCAAAGGAAUGCAAAUGAAGCUGCUACUGCACUUCCGCGACACAGAUCUGAUUUUGAAGAAGCUGGUGCGGACGUUCUCAUCGAAGAAGGGGUGCGUUUGGAAACCAAGGAAGAUUCAUCGGAAGAAGAACAACGAGAGGGUUUUUGAAGGACCGGAGACGGGUGAUUGGAUGCACGCUGCCCAGAAGGAGAUUAAUGACGAGGAUGCACUCAUUCUAGGCGUGCUGAUAUACAGUGAUAGCACCCAGGCAUCACGGAAUGGCAGGAGGAACGCGUGGCCGGUGCUGAUCUCACUUAUCAACAUUCCUGCGGAAUUGCGUGGAGUGGAGCCUGGGCACACAUUGGCGGCGGUGCUUCCGUUCCCACCUGAGUGGGCAUCGCCUACGGAGAAGACGCGCGUCUUCCAGGAGGCACUAAAGAUCAUCCUCGCGCCCAUCAUGCGAGAGUCUGCAAGCGCGCCAGUUCGCUUCUUCUACUGCACAGACGCGGAUGGUAAGGUGCACAAGGCGGUCCCUUGCCUGUACGGAUACCCUGCCGACUUCCCUGAGUCCAGCAGAGCAUCUGCGACGCUUCAGCAAGGGUCGCAUCGACCAUGCGCUAACUGCUAUGCAGACAAGGGGGAGUUGACCAUGAUGGUGGGGAAGGUAGAUCCACGUACCCCCGAGAAGCAGAGGAACAUUGUCCGACAGAUCCUGGCGUGUAAGACGCAAAGCCACGCUGACGAGUGCGUGCUUCACAGGUGGAAUUUCGCAGACACAGAGUGGGGCAACGUGUAUCUGGCAUGCCUUGCAGACACACUGCAUGUUCUGGACUCUGAUGUGAUGAUCCACAUGAUGGACACCUACAUAGAGCCGCUCGGGAAGGUUGAGAUGCGGCUGCUUGAACGACGCAAGAAGGAGUUCAAGGCCAUCACGCCUAGCGUUCUCCUCCGAAUCCCAGGGGGCUCAUCGUUCUUCAGUUCAGGCGCAAAUUACGCCGCGUUCGAGCACAGGAGCAUGAUGCAGAUAAUGCCGAUAUUGGUGGCUGACGAGAGUGCAUUGAAGGGUGGAGAGGAGGGAGAGCUGCGUGCUUUGCAGGUCAAAGCGUUCCGGCUGUUUGCUGUGUUGGUGGAGUUGCUACCGCGGGCAUUUCCAAAGCAGGCAUCCCACUGGAGACUCCCAAAGAUACACAUGAUAAGGCAUUUACUGGACAACGUUGUGCACCGUGGGAUGCCGCACCAUUAUUCCACGGAAAUGUGGGAGCGCACGCACAAGGGCACGGUUAAGGGUCCAGUAAGAGGGAGCAACUGGAGCGACAUUCCACGCCGCAUUGUGGAGGAGGAGGUGCAGCGAGAGGUGUACCGUGAAGUUGCUGCAGACGCGGGGGGUGGGCGACAGUACGCGACCGCAUUGAGCGAGGCAAUCAAGACGAGGAAACCGGUGCUUACAAAGAAGUAUCGCAUAGGCGGGGAGUCGGAUCCAGUGUAUGAUGAGUACACCGCCGCGCUUGGAGACGAGAUGAAGGGGAUGGCCGAUGAGUUCAAGGCGUUGGGGCUGUCUACCAACAACAUGCAGGUCCACACGGCGGUGGCUAUUCCGCGCACAAGGGGCAGAGAGCUAGUGGCAAAAGGGACAUUUGUGAAGGCGUCUCCCCGAGAGAGGUGGUAUUCGGACGUGGCACUGCUGAACAACAAGAAGGGAGACUGGUUUGCAAGAUGUCUGUGCAUCUUCAGGGCGGUUGACCGUGAUGGGGAGUGGAAGGGGUACGCAUACGUGCGGUACUAUGAGGGGGCGGGAAUAUGCAAGCUUACGGGGUGCAAGCAGCUGCACAAGCAAGUGGAGAAGGUGAGGCCCGAGCGCAGGCGGGGGAGCGCGGCAUGUCGCAAGGUGGCCGUCCGGUAUACGCAUCGCGGGCGGUUGACGCCGGAGGUACGGGACAAUGUGUACUCAGUGUGCACCGUGUUCACGGAGUUCGUGGAGACUGUAAAUGGUGUGCACUUCAGCCGUGAUCGCAACACCCUCAUCCUAACCAUUCACGAGGCGCAUCGCAUCACAGGCGAGGUCACGCGACCCGUCACGGAGCACGGCUUCAGUAUGCAGCACCUCACCAACACCCGAAUCGUCAACAUUCGUGGGUCGGUUCCUGAAGGGGGCCUUCCGCACCUGCAGGGAGUGGAGGAUGCGCUGAAGGGCCAUUACCGCGUUAUGCUCAUGAAGCGUGCGAUAGCGGCGAAGCGGUUCCAGUUCGACUAUUCGGCAUCCAUCGCUGACGUGGAUUAUGGCCUCAUGCUCGAGUGGCUGGGAGAAGCGUGGACUCGCGUGCGCGCAGCAACCAUGCAGAGGAGCUGGUGGCGCGCCGGAUGCGUGCCCCCGAGCUGGCCGCCACUGAUGGCGUACCUGAGUGACACGAGCGCAACGGGCAUGUUUGAGCCCCUCAUUGCGAUAUGCGUCGAGCUGCAGUUGCUCAUCGAGAAGUUCAAGAUGAGGCAUGCGCGCUUUAUGACGGCGGCCGAGUUCGUCAACCGCGAGGCGGGACUCUGCGUGGAGCAGGGGUUCAGGGCCACACCUGCGGCCAGCGCGUCGGAUGACUCGUCGGGCGAGAUGAGCCUACCAGACGGCCCACUGCUGCGUGACGAGCGCAGCAGGCGGCGCGUGAUUCGCAACGUAACAAAUGCGUACGUGGAGCGUGCCUAUGCGCUCGGCAUUCCCCCGGCCCUCGUGCCAGCAGAGGUCGGAGCAUCUAACCAGGAGGUGAUUUCCCGCCUCGGCAGGACGCCAAUCAAGCGUGCGCGCACGGGGAUGCGCCCUGAGGACGUGCCAGACCCAGCGGUGCGCGAGACUGAGGACGACGAGUGA
Molecule: messenger RNA, 3153 nt
Organism: Closterium sp. Yama58-4
Lineage: Eukaryota; Viridiplantae; Streptophyta; Zygnematophyceae; Desmidiales; Closteriaceae
Source: the annotation of a GenBank genome assembly